AUGACCCCGUCGAGCCUGCUUGUCCUGGCCGGACUGCUACUAUCCACCAGCCUCGCCAACGGACAACUGGCCGCAACCCUGUUUCUGGACGAACCAGGCCGAGGAGCAGCUGACCAGCCCCAGCCGAGCGCCCAGCUGUCGACUUCUGAACUCAAUGCGAUCCUCUCUCACAAGCUAAACAUCUCCCAAUUCGAAAACCUCCCUGCCUCCCUCCAUCCAACCACCCAAAAAUCUCAGCUUGUUCUCGGUAACCCCCACUCCGACCUGCCCCUCUCUGGAGAUCAUCCCUCGGCCUCUGCAACACCCAAGCUGUUUAUCGCGCUCUAUGGCAACGAUGGUCAGACCAUCCUGCCGGCCGAAUUUCUCGCGCGAUCGCUGAGGUUCAGCGUGCCCAACCCACCAGAAACACUGAGUUUUGAUGCACUGAUCUCGGUCUACAUCGGCCGGAUAAUCGACAGUCUGCAUUUACCGAUCGACUCGAUUCCCGGUGUCAAAGACUUCAUCCAGGCUUACCACGAUGGGAUGGGCCUCCCACUCGCUCAAAACCUGCUCGAUUGGGCCGCCGAUUGGCCGGAUUCAAUCCCCAGUUGGACCCGCUGGGCUGCUGAUCUUUCUCAAUCUUCUAAAAAUUUUCCUGAGUCUAUCGAACCCGAAACUAAGUUCAGUCAGGCCAUCAAGGAAUAUGGUACCCUAGAUGGCCCGGCGUAUCAAAUAAUGGAUGACCUCAAAACGCUUGAUAAAUAUUUACAAAACGGUACUCCGGGGCCGAUCACAUUUAUGCGUUUAGCAGGACUCCAAGAAGUGCGUCGACGAUAUGGGGAGAGUUCGAUCCAGUACCGGACAAGUAUCACCGCGAUCCAGGGAUUAUUGAGAGCGGUGAUAGAGGCAGGGGGUGUGUCGGGGAAGGAGACGAUAGUGAUCGGGAUACCAGGCCAACUGGUGCAUGCUCGCCUGGGCAAACGGACCGAGCUGUCGAUUCUGUCUCCAUUCAAGACCUCCGAGCAGAGCUUUGUCCGCCGCGAACUCAUCGACCGUCGCCGAUCUAUCUUCGGAUCCCAGUCCAUCCCCAUCAUCCCUAGCAGUCGUAAAUGCUUCCCCACUAAGACCGAGUGCCAAUCCGCCUCUGAUGCUUGUAACGGACACGGGCAAUGCGUCCAGGGCCAGAAAACCUCCGGCGGGAAAUGCUUCGUUUGCGCCUGUGAGAAAUCUAGAGACGUUAAGACUGGUAAGGUCACUUAUUGGUCCGGCGAUACCUGCCAGAAACAAGAUAUCUCCAGUGGGUUUGUCUUGUUGGUUGGAUCUGCUUUCCUCCUUAUCGUCUUAUUCGCCCUCGCAAUUCGUCUAUUAGCCUCCGUUGGCUCCGAAAACUUGCCCCAGCAUUACUGA
Messenger RNA from Puccinia triticina, 1386 nucleotides. RefSeq lists its product as uncharacterized. Bases 1 to 1386 code for a protein of 461 amino acids. The transcript is spliced from 5 exons. The record is from RefSeq and is a predicted model, not a curated record. Lineage: Eukaryota; Fungi; Basidiomycota; Pucciniomycetes; Pucciniales; Pucciniaceae. Gene Ontology annotation, cellular component: endoplasmic reticulum.